CGAUCUAUCUCUCAGUGGACGACAGUGAAGAAGAGGAAAGUAGAGGCACUGCCAUUUGAAUUUAAUUAAUAGAGUUGAGGAGAGGAAUGUUUGGGACGGCGAUUAGAUGUUUUGCGAAGAAAUCGAAGCCGAAGAUGGGACCCGUAGUUCUGAAAACACCACCGGAGCAGAGGCAAACGAUCACGAGGGUUCUAUUCGAUAUCGUGAAGGAGCAUGGUCCAAUCACCGUUGGUAACACGUGGGAACGUGUCAAGGAAGUAGGGUUGAAAGAUUUGACGAGCAAAAAUCACAUGAAAGUGGUGCUGAGAUGGAUGAGAGAGAGACAGAAGGUUCGUCUUGUUUGCAACCAUGUUGGUGCACACAAACAGUUCCUCUACACUUCUUGGUUUACCAAGCCCGUUACUCCCCCUUCAAAGCCCAAGCCUGCUACUUCACCUUCAAAGCCCAGGCCCUCUUGAAACUUUUUUGUUUUUGCAAUGUGAACAAUAAUUUAGACUAUAAUUUCAUUUUAGUGUAUGUCCCGGCCAAUAGGCCUUUUGUCAUUUUCUGUUUCUUC
Messenger RNA from Abrus precatorius (Indian licorice), 556 nucleotides. RefSeq lists its product as uncharacterized. The coding region runs from base 87 to 458 and encodes 123 amino acids. The transcript is spliced from 3 exons. NCBI's taxonomy places the organism in Eukaryota, Viridiplantae, Streptophyta, Magnoliopsida, Fabales, Fabaceae. The record is from RefSeq and is a predicted model, not a curated record.